Molecule: messenger RNA, 1207 nt
Organism: Oryctolagus cuniculus (rabbit)
Lineage: Eukaryota; Metazoa; Chordata; Mammalia; Lagomorpha; Leporidae
Gene: PLA2G2D
Product: phospholipase A2 group IID
Biological process (GO): negative regulation of T cell proliferation; phospholipid metabolic process; arachidonate secretion
Molecular function (GO): phospholipid binding; calcium ion binding
Source: RefSeq, a predicted model, not a curated record
GGUCGCUCCCCCUGGAGCUGGGGCUGGGCCGGAUGCGGGCUUGUCUGCUAUAAGAGGCUGCCUGUGUGCAAGGGGACUUCCAGCGGCCACUGCACGGCUCGGCGCCGGGGUCAUGGAGCUUCCUCUGCUGUGCGGGCUACUGGUGAUGGCUGGUGUGAUUCCAGGCCAGGGAGGGAUCCUGAACCUGAACAAGAUGGUCAAGCAAGUGACCAACAAGACACCCAUCCUCUCCUACUGGUCCUACGGCUGUCACUGCGGCAUCGGUGGCAGAGGCCAACCCAAGGACGCCACAGACUGGUGCUGCCGGGUCCACGACUGUUGCUAUGCCAGGCUGAAGAAGACCCACGGCUGCCACCCGCUCGUGGACAGCUACAGAUACACCUUUGCCGAGGGCCACGUCCAGUGCUCGGACAAGGGGAGCUGGUGUGAGCAGCAGCUGUGUGCCUGUGACAAGGAGGUGGCCCUCUGCUUCAAGCGCAACCUGGACACCUACCAGAAGCACCUGCGUUACUACUGGCGGCCCCGCUGCAGCGGCCAGGCCCCUGAAUGUUAGCAGGAGCCGCCCCGUCUGCACCAAGACCACUUUGCCCCACCCCCGCCUCCACCUGCCAGGGGCCACCAUGGCCUGCAGACAGUAACACCGUGGCGAGGCGCAGAUGUGUUGCAAGGGUUCAGCCUCCACUUGCCACGCUUGCAUCCCAUUGCCAAGCCCCAGUUUAAGUCCCAGCUGCUCUGCUUCUGAUCCAGCUCUCUGGGUACUUGAUAGCCCGAGUACUUAGACCCCUGCCACCCAUGUGGAAGACCUAGAUUGUAUUCCUGGCUCCUGGCUUCAUCCUGGCCCAGCCCUGGCUGUUGCAGGCAUUUGGGGAGUGAACCAUGCAAUGGAAGAUCUCUCUCUCUGUGUCUCUCCCACUAUCUCUGUCUCUCCCACUCUCUGACUCUCAAAUAAAUAAGUAAAGCACACACACACAUGCACACACACACACAGGCACCAUGAGAGGGGUAACUGCCCAGCCCCUCACCUCUGGGCAGGAGCUCCUGGUGCUGCAACUUCCCAGAAUUCUCCCGGGAUCCGGCGCCACCACGCCCCAGAGGCUCCUCCUGGAGCCACCACUCGGCUUCCUGUCUCCCCCUGGCCUGGCCUGUUUUCCUGGUUCCCUGCCGGUUUCUGUGGAGAGCACUCCCUCAAUAAAUCAAUUGCGUAAGA